AUGCCUAACAUAUCCGAACAACUUGAUCCAACAUUGAAAUACGCCAAAAAACGCCUGCUCGACUUGGUCAAAACUGACGAUAUCGACGGGGUUGAAGCCAUCCUAGAGGAAAAAGUUCAUCCAUAUUUCAAAGAUGAGCUCGAUGUAACACCUCUACAAAUCUCGUCCAUGAGAGGCAACGUCAAAAUGACCAAUAUACUCCUCAAAUAUGGAGGUGAUCAAAAUCCGAAAGAUAAAUCUGAUUCAACACCUCUCCCUGAUGCUGCCGGAGGAGGCAAUGUCGACAUAAAAGAACUACUUGAGGAUUACACAGAGAGGGAACUUUUAGCCCUUCUUAUGUUACCUGUGAUUGUUUCAAUACUCCAAUAG
This is a messenger RNA of Trichoderma breve, 369 nucleotides long. RefSeq lists its product as uncharacterized. The record is from RefSeq and is a predicted model, not a curated record. Gene Ontology annotation, molecular function: protein binding. NCBI's taxonomy places the organism in Eukaryota, Fungi, Ascomycota, Sordariomycetes, Hypocreales, Hypocreaceae. The transcript has 2 exons. Bases 1 to 369 code for a protein of 122 amino acids.